Lagopus muta (rock ptarmigan) is the source of this 1351-nucleotide messenger RNA. It is a transcript of the gene BRF2, whose product is annotated as BRF2 RNA polymerase III transcription initiation factor subunit. The transcript has 4 exons. Gene Ontology annotation, cellular component: transcription preinitiation complex; nucleus. The coding region runs from base 104 to 1351 and encodes 415 amino acids. The record is from RefSeq and is a predicted model, not a curated record. Lineage: Eukaryota; Metazoa; Chordata; Aves; Galliformes; Phasianidae. Gene Ontology annotation, molecular function: RNA polymerase II general transcription initiation factor activity; TBP-class protein binding. Gene Ontology annotation, biological process: transcription preinitiation complex assembly; transcription initiation at RNA polymerase II promoter.
GAACGCAAAGCUUGGGAGCGGCGCUCCGCCCGGACCUCGACGGGGGUUGCACCGUGCGGCGUUGUGAUUGGCUGAGAGCGGUGCGCCCCCCGCGCGGGUCCCCAUGGCGGCGCACGGCCGCUGCCCCGAGUGCGGCUCCUCUGCGCUGCUGGAGGACGCGCACUACGCGCAGCAGCAGUUGGUGUGCGCCGCGUGCGGCUGCGUGCUGGCCGAGGGGCUGCUGACCACCACCUACAGCGACGAGGGGCAGCUGCGAGAGGUGUCCUAUUCGCAGAGCACUGGGCAGAAGGAGCAGUUGAACCGCUGCGAGCAGCGAGGGAUCAGACGGGUCCAGGAUCUCUGUAAGGUUCUUCGGCUCCCGUCGGUGUUUGAGGGAACGGCCGUCUCCUACUUCCAGAGGGCACUGCAGCACCCCUCCUUCCGCCUGGUCAGCCUGGAGAAGAAGGAGCUCCUGGUGGGCUGCUGUGUGCUGGCAACCUGUCGGCAGCACAACUGGCCACUGACGUUGGGAACGAUCUGCUCCCUCCUCUAUGCAAAGCAGGAAUUGGUCACCAGCGUCUACCUGAGCCUUCAGAAGGAGCUCGGGAUCUCAGUGCCGGCGCUGAGCCUUUCAGAUCUGGUGAAGACUCACCUUAACAGUUUCCGGCUGUUCCAGCACACAGAGGACAUCCCUGUCCUGUUUGUGGAGGACAAGGAGUCGAUGCUCGCCCGGACCAUGCAGGUGGUGGAGCUGGCCAGCGAGACGUGGCUGGUGACAGGCCGGCACCCCGUCCCCAUCGUCACAGCUGCAGCCUUUCUGUCCUGGCAGUCACUGCAGCCCUCCGCCCGCCUCACCUGCACGUUCACACAGUUCUGCAAGGCAGCAGGCGUCGACCUGCCUCCCCCAGCACGCCUGAGGCUGAAGGAGCUUUAUGAUGUCCUCCUGAGGAUGGCAGCUGAGCUCGCUUGGCUGAAGGUGCUUAACUUGGACAAGAAGACGGUGGUCAAAUACAUCGGGGAUCUGCUGCAGCACCGAACCUUCCUGCUGAAAAAUGCCUUCCGUGCAGCAGAUGUGGAGGAGCAGCAGAGGGCAGCCCAGGCCGAAGACUCCUCCAGCAAUCCUCCAGCAGCAGCAGGGACAGCACAGGCCGAGGGCCGUUCCACAGAAGGGAAACAGAAGGCUGUGGGCAGCCGGAGGCCCUUACUGCCACCCUGCCUCCUCCAUCCAAGGAAGAGGCUGCGCACUGCAGCCUUGAGCGCUUCGGAUGCUGGCGUCACUGGAGAUGAUCCCAUCUCUGACAGUGAAAUAGAGCAGUACCUGAGGGGCCCAGAGGAGAUCAGGGCAUUCAGGAGGGCCAAAGCGUGGCAGUAA